Messenger RNA from Aspergillus luchuensis, 1401 nucleotides. Its product is annotated as Zn(II)2Cys6 transcription factor domain-containing protein. The transcript is spliced from 2 exons. The coding region runs from base 1 to 1401 and encodes 466 amino acids. Lineage: Eukaryota; Fungi; Ascomycota; Eurotiomycetes; Eurotiales; Aspergillaceae. The record is from RefSeq and is a predicted model, not a curated record. Gene Ontology annotation, cellular component: nucleus. Gene Ontology annotation, biological process: positive regulation of transcription by RNA polymerase II. Gene Ontology annotation, molecular function: DNA-binding transcription factor activity, RNA polymerase II-specific; sequence-specific DNA binding; zinc ion binding.
AUGUUCGGGACAUUAGUAUCGACUCAAUCGGAAUCGGAGCCAUUUAUCUCCCAUGUGAUUAGACCACCGUUUGAGAGCGAUCGCGAGUUGAAGCACUUGGCAUGUUUGGCGUGUCGCACAAAGAAGCUGAAAUGCACCGGAGAGCGAACGGGAUGUCAGCGGUGUCUCGAUCGAGGACUUCCUUGCGAGUACCAAGAAGCUAAUUCUCAUCGAGGUCGACGGCCUCGUGGGGCCAGCUUGAACAACAACAAGAAUAACGAAGAAGUCGAAGAUUCAACAGAUCAGUCCUCCGCUUCUGCUGCACCGAAGAAUUCGGACGGUUCGAGAAGAGCAAGUCAGUCAUCGGAAGCAGCAAAAGCCCACAUUAGGUACAGAGAAGACAAAGAGCAAGAUGGAAGAAGGAGUGAGGGGCCCGGUAAUUUGAAUGGAGGCACACCUCAUGCCACAUCGGACCUGGGCGAAGACGGAUUGGACCCCGAGCUCUUGACCAGCAUGCACGGGCCAGCAACAGAGUUAGGGGCCGAAGUGCAGCUUUCAGACAUUCCCAUGACACCCGAUGAUGAUUUAUCCAGCCUGCUACCUGACUUCGGCCAUACAGACUUUGCCAGCAACGACGUCAACCAGGACUUACUCUUCCUCUCACAGCUGGCCGCCUCCAGUACGCCGGAGCUCGUGAACCCGUCGUAUCCUCCCAACCCUAGUCCCGCCAUGCCACGUCUCUCUUCUUCAAUGUCCCGUCCAGGGAUCCCGGGGAUGUCCCAAUUAGCCAGUAGCCCGAGCAUCGCAAAUCUGCACAUGCCCUCGUGCACAUGUCUCCAGUCUACCCUGACCCUCUACGAAAGUAUCCGCGCCGUGCAGUGGCGUGCCCAAUGCGGUGCCAGCGCGGGUGUUUCGCGUGAAAUGGCUCACCUGAUCCUUAAAGCCUGCAAGUUGGCCCUGAACCAGUGUCAUCGGCUCAUUGGCUGCUCCUCGUGCAAGCGUGAGCCACUGUUCGUGAUGUUGCUCUGUUCUGUCUGCGACCAGUGUCUGACCUGUUUUGAGAUCUUUCACGAUUCGCACCAGAGGCGAUUGCGAAGUAGGAGUAUGACCUCCUCGUCGAACGGAAGCAGUUUCAUCAAUGCAUCUGAUGCGCGCUCGGAAAUGGAUCAGCUUGGGGAGAUUGUGCAAUUGGCCAAUUUGCCGUUUGGUGAUGUGCCGGUAUUGUUGGAUGACGAGGAUGAUAUCAACAUGACUUGUGGCUUGUUGGCCACGCGGGUAGCCUCAAUGGUGCACCUGCUGCGGUUAUUGGGGCCGAUAAUUGAUGCUUGUGGGUGGAGGACCCAUCAUGACACUUUCUCGGGGUUGCAGAAGCGGUGUCAGGGACUGGCGUAUACAUUGCAGACCAAAUCUAAAGCCCGGUAG